AUGGUGGAGCCACAGCCGACCAACAUUACAGAGGCGUUGGUGCAGAUCCUGAACAAUCAGCAGGCAUUGAUGCGGCAAAUCUCCCAGCAGUUGGCCACUACUCAGCUCACCGUGAACAACCUAUCCCGCGACGAAUCGGUGCUGGACUCCCUCUCUAGCAACAUGGCGGAGUUCGUCUACGACAAAGACAAUGGGCACACAUUUGACGCAUGGUUUUCCCGCUACAUCGACCUUUUCGACAAAGAUGCCGGCAAGCUGGAUGACGCUGCAAAAGUGCGACUACUCCUGCGGAAAUUAAGCCCACCCGAUCAUGAGCGGUACAACAGCUUCAUUCUUCCGAAGCUCGCUCGAGAGUUUACUUUUGCUGCUACGGUGGAAAAAUUAAAAUCGUUGUUCGGUGCCACAGUGUCAACGUUCCGGCGGCGAUACAACUGCUUGCAGACCACCAAGGAGGACAGCGAUGAUUACCUGGCGUACUCCUGCAAGGUAAACAAAACCUGCGUAGACUUGAAAUUAUCGGAGUUGACAGAGGAACAGUUUAAGUGCCUCAUUUACGUGUGUGGCCUUAAAUCCAAGCAAGAGGCGGAGAUUCGGAUGCGCCUCAUCAACAAGCUAAAUGAAUCGGCGGACCUGACCCUACAGCAGAUUGUGGAACAGUGUAACAGCUUGGUCAACCUGAAGCAGGACACAGUGAUGGUUGAAAGUUGUUCUUCAACGGUGAAAGCUGUCGCGUACUCCAAGCGAACAACGUCGAAGCGUCAGUCACCUUCGGAUUGCAGCAACAACCGGGAACAACCCAAGACACCCUGCUGGUCAUGCGGGGGCAUGCACUACAAUAAGGAUUGCCGGUUCAGAGAUCACAGGUGCAACGAAUGUGGAAAGUACGGGCACCGUGAGGGCUAUUGUGCCUGCUUCUCGUCGAAAUCAUCGAACAACGCUGUCAAUCGCUCGGAUAACAAGAAGAAAAGGCGACAGUCGUUGUCGAAGAUAGUAACCGUCCGAAGCAUCGGUCAGCGGCGGAAAUUCGCCGAAAUCCAACUCAACAACGUUCCGCUUUGUCUUCAGUUGGACACAGGUUCCGACAUCUCAAUAAUUUCGCACCGAUCGUGGGCCAGAAUCGGUCGACCAAAAGUAAAACCAGCAAUUUGCAGCGCUAAAACAGCAUCAGGGGAACCGCUUGAACUGGUUGCGGAAUUGGAGUGCAAUAUAACCCUCAACGGCAUCAUACGGGAGGCGUCGUACUGCAAUCAAGUGACUACACAGGCAAAUCAACGUGUAGCGACCCUUCAAGCGCAGUUUCCUGAGGUGUUCUCCAGUGAGAUAGGUCUGUGCAACAAGACUCCCGUCAAACUGGUCCUCAAAGGUAACCCCAAGCCGGUGUUCAGACCAAAACGACCGGUGGCUUACUCCAUGGAGCAUGUUGUGGAGGAGGAGAUUUUUCGCCUGCAAAACCUUGGCAUCCUGAUGAAAGUGGAUUUCAGCGACUGGGCGGCACCGAUUGUCGUGGUUCGGAAGCCAAAUGGAACCGUCCGUAUCUGCGCCGACUUUUCGACUGGUCUAAAUAGCGUUCUGGAACCAAACCAGUAUCCAUUGCCUUUGCCCGAGGAUAUUUUUGCGAAGAUGGCAAACUGUCGGAUUUUCAGUCACAUUGACUUGUCCGACGCGUACCUGCAGGUAGAGGUGGAUCAAGCCAACCAACCGCUACUAACCAUAAACACCCACAAAGCGGAUGGACACAAUGCUGGUCUCAACUGUACUGUUGGCCACCUCGAUGACAUAUUGGUCGGGGGCCGUAAUGAAGAAGAGCAUCAGCACAAUCUGCAGCUAACUCUCGCGCGGCUCAAGGAGUAUGGGUUCACCGUACGCAUCGAAAAGUGUAGCUUCGGCAUGCAGCAGGUCAAGUAUCUGGGACAAAUCCUGGAUGGCAACGGAAUCAGGCCGGAUCCCGAGAAAAUUGCUUCGAUCGUCAGCAUGCCUCCACCACACGAAGUUUCGACGCUUCGCUCCUACUUGGGUGCCGUAAACUAUUACGGCAAAUACGUCAAAGAGAUGCGCACUCUACGACAUCCAAUGGAUCAGCUGCUGAAGGCUGGAGGGAUUCCUACGUAUACGGCCAAUCGACUACAAAGAUGUGCAUUGACGUUGCUCCUCUACGAUUUCGACAUUCGCUACAUUUCAACGGAAAGCUUCGGGCAUGCGGAUGUUUUGUCCCGUUUGAUCAACCGACACAUUCGCCCGGACGAAGAGAUCGUUAUCGCCAAUCUCGAAAUGGAGAACUCGAUCAGAAGCAUUAUCAACGAGUCCCUAGAGGUAUUUCCGCUAUCGUUCAAGAUGAUUCAAGCGGAAACCAGAUCCGAUGACACACUACAGCAAGUUAUUCGAUUCGUCAAUAGUAAGUGGCCGCCUAAAAAGAAAGAUCUCUCCGACCCUCAAGUCGAACAGUUCUAUUUACGACGCGACUCGCUCAACGUCGUAGCCGAUUGCGUGAUGUAUGGAGAACGUUUGGUUAUUCCACCAAUGUUUCGGAAACGGGUGCUCCAACAGCUACAUAAAGGUCACCCAGGUGUGGAACGAAUGCGAUCGAUCGCCCGAAAGUACGUAUAUUGGCCUCAUGUCGACGAAGAUAUCGCCAAGCUCGUCCAAACCUGCAAUGAAUGUUCCAGUGUAGCAAAAACUGACCGGAAGAUAAAUCUCGAAUCAUGGCCAGCCCCAGAAAAACCGUGGCAGCGUAUACAUCUGGACUAUGCUGGUCCUAUAAAUGGAUGGUACUACUUCAUUUUGGUGGAUUCCUUCAGCAAAUGGCCAGAAGUAGUGCGAACCAAGGAGAUCACCACUUCAGCAACCGUGCGAAUCCUUCGUGGAAUCUUCGCCAGGUUUGGAGCUCCAGAAACGCUGUCUAACGGCCUCGCGGAAAGGUUUGUAGACACGUUUAAAAGGUCGCUCAAGAAAAUCACCGCAGGGAGGGAAACGUUGCGUGAAGCCAUCGACACUUUUCUCCAAUGCUAUCGAUCUACACCAUGUCGCACCGCACCUGAUGGAAAAUCUCCUGCUGAACUCUUGGUUGGUAGACCAGUUCGAACAUCGCUGGACCUGCUACGUCCACCAACACAGUUCCAUAAGAUCAAGAAUUCGAAGCAAGAAGAACAAUUCAACCAAAAGCAUGGCACGAAAGCGAGAAUCUACAUUCCUCAGGAUCUCGUCUGGACCAAGGUGUUCCGGAAUAACAAGUGGAGCUGGGAUGCAGGAACAGUAGUGGAACGCCUAGGGAAAAUGAGAACUCGCUAUCAAUCCGAUGAGCAACAACUAAAAACACAAACACCAGCAGAAUCCCAACUUCCUCUGAGCGUCCUGUUGGACAGUUGCGGUCUAUCUACGACAUCGUCUCCGGAAGCAGAAAACCUUCCGGAUUCGCCAGCACAACCUCAGCGGCCAACUCAACGUAGCAACCAACGCCGUCCCUUAAGCAAUCAACAGCAACAACCGAUUCCUACACGCCAGUCUACGAGGCUUCGUAGGCCGCCCGUGAGGUAUGAACCUUACUAA
This is a messenger RNA of Ochlerotatus camptorhynchus, 3543 nucleotides long. RefSeq lists its product as uncharacterized. Bases 1 to 3543 code for a protein of 1180 amino acids. The record is from RefSeq and is a predicted model, not a curated record. Lineage: Eukaryota; Metazoa; Arthropoda; Insecta; Diptera; Culicidae. Gene Ontology annotation, molecular function: nucleic acid binding. The transcript has 6 exons.